This is a messenger RNA of Triticum dicoccoides, 1309 nucleotides long. RefSeq lists its product as uncharacterized. The record is from RefSeq and is a predicted model, not a curated record. The transcript is spliced from 4 exons. Bases 320 to 751 code for a protein of 143 amino acids. Lineage: Eukaryota; Viridiplantae; Streptophyta; Magnoliopsida; Poales; Poaceae.
CUCGCGCUAGCAUCUAGCUUUUGUUUCAUUUAGAAUUUAUUGCGUCUUCAUAUCAAUUUUUUUUUCCUGAGGAUCCUUUUCUGAUGAUGUUUGGAGACACUGGAUUUUGUUUUUCCUGAGGAUAUAUACUUUUUCUGAUGAUUGGAGAGACUGGAUUUUGUUUUGCGACGGGGAAUCGCUUAUUAGAGAAUGGUUACUAUCCGGAGAGUUUACAAGUGAUCUUUCCGGAGUAUGCAAUGGAUUUCUUGGGAGCAGCUAACGUUUGAUAAGGUAUAUAAGUAGAAAGAACAAGCUGGCCCCUUUUCUGAAGGUGAUUUCCAUGGCUAUACCCGCUGCCACUGGCUGUGCGUUGCUGCUGUCCCCUGCCUUCUCAAGCCCAGCCAUCAGGGGCACAAGCCUCAUUAGCACUGCUCAGUCACAUCACUACUCGACGAGUGCCGUGGAGAUUGACCCCAUGAUUCUCAAGAAGCUGCUCGCCGAGCAGUUAACUUGUUCUGGACUCUCAAGCGACUGCCUUUUGGAGAUCCAAACGGUGAAGUACCUGCAGGCGCUCACCCUCAUAUUAAUUGUGUCUGGGAUUGGGGGUGUCUGCUACAUUGGACAGAAUCUGAUGGAUCGGGGGUCAGAGAUUGCGGGGCAGCUGAAAAAGCAUGCCCCGGAAAUCUUGGGCAGCAUCUGCAAUGAGGCUAUCUUCCAGAUGAAGAUACCAUUCAUCGGCAGCAAAGAAAGCCAGUUCGAGUUGAAGGACUAGUGGUUUAACGACCCCAACAAGUCACUAAGCAGGCUAGAGCAGAGGGCGAGGCGUGCGUUGGCCAUGCAAGAGAAGGACCGGAUUCGACGUGAGGAGUUCAAACGUGCUGAGGCGGAAAGGAAACGUGCGGCUGCGCCUCUGUACGAGCAGUACAUGGCCAGGAAGGAUUUGAAUGAUAUGAAGGUGAUGGAGCAGCUACGCGAGGAGAGGAUGAGGCAUGAGGAGAGGAUGAGGCGGUUGUUGGGGAAUAUGUAGGACAGGACACAUAGACAGCAGCCGGUCUGAUAAGCUGUGCGGUCGUGGGUGAUGGACCCGGUUUUGACACUGUUGGCAAUUGCUGCCAUACUCCCUUUGUUCCGAAUUACUUGUCUUAGAUUUGUCUAGAUACGGAGGUAUCUAGCACUAAAAUGAGUCUAGAUACAUCUGUAUGUAGACAAAUUCAAGACAAGUAAUUCUGAUUCUAAACCGUCUGUCUGUCAAAUUGACUUGAUUAGUCAGCUUUGAACCUGACCGUGUGGGUGUCUAGCCGCCCUGAUUGAUGCCUUUUUUGUCCGUACA